Molecule: messenger RNA, 4383 nt
Organism: Drosophila subobscura
Lineage: Eukaryota; Metazoa; Arthropoda; Insecta; Diptera; Drosophilidae
Exons: 11
Coding region: 476-3913 (1145 amino acids)
Source: RefSeq, a predicted model, not a curated record
GUGGUCAUAUAAACAAAGCUCCGGGUUGGCUCCAUUUGAACGCACUUCUGUACCAUCAAAAAUCGCGACUUGCACGUAUGAAGAGCCCACAAAGAGCAUCGCCAUCUAUAACAUUUCGAUGACGAAUUUAAUGACCUGAAAACAUUGAGAGAAGUAGAGGACAGACGGAGAGAGAGACAGAGAGUGAGCGAGAGAGAGCAAUCACUUUCACACGUUGCAUAGAUGAAAAUUGAAAGAGCCGACAACAAAGCAACGUCAGCAUCAGCGACGUUGACAGCGGCAGCGGCAGAGGCAGCGGCAGCAACAGCAACAGCAGCGUUGAAGUCUGUGGGCGCGCAUUGAUUACAUUUUCAUAAUCAACGUAGCGGAGGAGGCGCACAGAGGAAAGAGAAAAAGAAGAAGCAACUACACAAAAAGAAAUAGAAAGAGCAGGAGAGUGGAGUGCGGAGAGGGGGUCCCCAAUGAAAAUCGCAUAAUGGCAGCAGCACCUGAAUCGUGUGGAGCACGCGAUUCAAACGAAACUGAGGCUGAAACUGAAUCCGAGGAGGCGUUGCAACUGGAGGUGGGGGCAGAAGCAGAAACAGAGGCUGGUGAUGCCCGGGCGGAUGCUGUUACCGCUGCCGCUGUCGCUGAUGGUCCAGCAGACUCCGAACCCGCAUUGGAGCAAGCAGCAGCUAUGGCCAGCAGCGACCAACAAAAGCAAAACGAACAACAUCAGUUGCAAUCCCUGGAGCCCAUCUCAUUGGAUGACAUACCUGAGCCCAUCAAAGUCCUCGACGACAUCAUAUCGGAGUUCGAGGAAGCAGCCACGAAACCAGUGGCCUUGCACUGCAACAGUGGCGAGAAUCAGUCCGAGGAUGAUGGUUACAUGAGUCUCAGUCGCAAAAACAUGUCCAAAAAGGAUUCGGAAGAUGUGCCACAGACACCCAGCACAGACACCGUGCCCGAGGGAAGUUUCAAUGAAGUCGAUGGCACAGCUGAGAAUCUAGCCAAAUUAUCUGAGGCAGAGCAUGGCCAGGAAAUGCAAACGCCACUAAUACAGACAACGUUGCCUAAGGCUCGCAGUGCAAAUUCGACGCCGGCCACAAACUCCAACUACUCGAGUCUGCCCUGCUGUGGUGCCAGAACCUCUGCCGCCUCGAAUUUGGGUGGCGUGUCCGUGGUCGAUUCCUCAAGUGGAUUGGCCUCCAUUCGUCCGGGAAGCAGCUGCAAUGGGGAGCGAAAUGCACUGGGCAUCGACAUCAGUGCCGUGCACAAUGCCGUGCUGAGGGGCAACCUGGCCAAGCUGCCGGAGCCAAUCGUAAAUGAACAUCCGGUCACCAUUUACCCGGGUCCAUCGGCCAAGGCAGCAUCUGGCGAGGGGGCACGUAACAAGCGUCUGCUCAGUUCGGUGGAGAAGCACAAGGAGAUCUGUCACAUGCUCAAUCCACAUUCCAACAGUUCCACCUCCUCGUCCGGCUCACAGCAUACAUCAAGCGGCGAGGCCUCGCCCCUGGCUUCCCAUAUGAAUGUGGCCUCCUCAAAGCCGACCAAGGAGGACGACUAUUCGGAGGACUCGCUGGAAGAGUCCACCAUCUCCACGGAUCUGACGCCCGUCAAACAGAACGGUGUGGCCUGGGAGAUUCAUUUCAAGAGCAAUAAGAAGAAAUCUAGUGGUUCAAAGAGGACCAGCAGUGGUGCCACAUCUAAAAAGCAACAACAGCAGCAGCGAACAGAGAACUUGGACGACUUCAACAACAGCUUUGCGUACAACGAGCAUAGCAUGCUGGGCAAGGGGACCUUCAUUAUUCGCCGAGCCACGGCCAAGAAGCCACCCCGUGCAUCGGAGGUGUUUAGCAUACCGAAGCCACCGCGAACUUCGCUCGGGGGCGGUAGCGGUGGCGGUGGCGGUGGCGGAGCUGGAGCCAUUAGCAACGAGUUCUACACCAGCGACAGCGAGCAAAGCGAAUCUGCACCGUUGCCACCGCCCCCCACUUCUGCUGAGAUGAACUUCAUCUACAAGGAGUGCGAGGCGAAUGCGGCGCACACUCGUCGGGGACUGGAGAUGGCCGCAGCCCAUAGAGCGGCCCUGUCGCUGGACAUUGCCGAGGCCCAGGAGCAGCUGGUACACAUCAAGCCCGCAAAGAGCAAGACAGCGAUGCUGACAGAGAAGCGACUGAGUGCCGAGUCCAUGCCGGACAACACCUCGAGCAGUGAGGAGUUCGAUGAGGCGCGUCUUAAUGGGAAUCCCAGUUACGAGAUGUUUGCUUACAAUGGAAAUGACACACGGGUCUCGAAUGCCACCACACCUCACACAGAUCUGGCCCCCACUCUGGAGGAGGACGAAGAGCUGUCGGACUUUAGCUACGGCUGUGCCCCACUCAAACAGAUUGAGCACAAUAUUAGCGCGUUGCUCCGUGGCGACAUACCCAUUGGAGGCCAGCCACCUGCUGGAGGGGCAGCUGCUGCUGCUGCGGCCUCGGCUGCGGCUGCGGCUGCCGCAGAGCUCCAUGCCAAGCGAAUUCUCGAAUUUCGUCCCGGCGUGCACAAGUCGGAGAGCGCCAAAGAGAUGCUGUUGUCGCAGAUACCGGCAUUUGGGCCCCUGCCACCCUCGCCGCCCAGCUCUAAUCCGGAUCUCUUCGACUACGAUGCCCCACUGCCGCCGUCUCCGGUGGAGCCACGCAAGCAGCUGGAACUGCCAACGGCCUUGAAUGCCACGCCACCGAAUCGCGGCACCACUGUGGCCGAGGUGCACGCCACCGCCUCGGGCACGGCUGUGCACAGCAAUAGCCAUACGCGACGCAGUCGCGACAACGUUGCUGCUGUGCGUCACUUCAAUGACGAGCUGCCACCGCCGCCGGCGCCAGCCCAUCAGUCGACCAGCUUUAUUGAGGGUCUGCCCGGACCACCGAUGGUGCCACCGCAUCGUGCCGGCGGUGGGGGUGGCCACUCGUCCAACACCAUGAAGUCCUGGAGCAUUGACUCGCAGUAUCGCAAGCGAUCCCCCAAGCUCUUUGGUCACUAUAGCAGUGGCAGCGGCAUAACAACACCCACUGGUCUGGGCCAGAUGCCACCGCUGCCCCCACCCCCAGUCAUGGGUACCAUGAGCUCGUGCGGAGAUGGGGGGUCGGGUUCGUAUCAACGCAGGUACAUCAAUUACGGCACCAAGCGCAGCCUAAAGCAGUCGCCGCGCGAGGAGCAUCGCCUGCAAACCUCAUGUAGUCUUCCUGAAACACCAAUCUUUGCCAGAGGCUGUGACAUACCACGUACGCCAUAUCGUCGCCAAAAUGAGCCCCUUCCGGCGAGUGGCUGUCGCACCGCACCUAGAUCAAGCACAUCCAACAGCAUCAACAUGGGCACAUCCAUAUUGGGCAUUGGAGGUGGCAAUUACGGCACUGCCCAAAUUUGUCGCCAGCGUUCGAUCAAUCAUGCCUUGGCCUCCAAUGAGAUGCUGCGCAUGACUGGCGCACCAGCACGCGGCUGGUAUCCGAAGCAGCGUGGCAUGCGUCCGGCCUCAACGGAGAAUAUUGAUCGCUUGGCCUCUGUGCGUGUGUGGGACAAUCCGACGGGUAUGUCCGGUACAGGACAAUCUCGUAAACCACUGACUUUGCCACCGAAUCUGACGCCUUCCUUUUUGAACAAAUCACCGCGUGAGGCACUCAGGCGUGUGACCAGCUUGCUGAUAACCAAGAAAAAACACAACAAGGACCGAAAGCACAAGGCUUAUUGCGAACAACCCAUGGAUGACAGCAACAGCAAGCAUGCCUAUGAAUUUGAGGCGAUUGGUUCAAACAAGAAAAAAGACAACACCAAUAGUCGCAAGGAUAAUGGAGCUGUGGGUGUAACGGCACCGGCCACCAAUCCCAAGCCCAAGAAGAAAGGUCUCUUCAAAACGCUUUGGAAGCGUACGAAAACAGCCUCGCUGGAUCACUAGGGGAUGGAAGCCUUUUUAUAGAGAGUUCCCAACAAGCACUGCCCCUCUGCCACGCCAACCUUUAGGAUAUGACUUAUAUACAUGCAUACCCUAUCACCAUAUAGAAUCGAAGAAGAUGAUAAUAACCCUGCACUUUCACAUUUGUAUAUGGGGGAGUUGAUAGCCCCGAGUCGUAUCUACGUAUUCCACCACAACUUUAUUGUUCUUCGCGGCUCGGUCGCUCGAUCACACUCACUCUCGCCUACUCAUCCAAAUCAGAUCAAAAACAAAACAAAAAUCUUUCUCACGCUCUCACGUGUUCGCCUGUUCGUUCACCUUGAACAUUGAAUUGAAGCAAUUUAUAUACACAUCGCAUCGUUUAUAUCGGUCAUAAAGUAUUGAGUAAAAACUGAAUAAUUCAAAUGCACAAAAGCCGUGAAUCGUAAAGACUGAAAACAAGUGAAAAAAGAGUAAAACAAAAAUUUAAAAAC